CAGUUUAAGUUUCCCUUUGUCUCACCUUCCAUUAUCUUUCCUCUCCUCCCCCUUCUCACUCCCUCUCUUCUUCGCCUUCUUCGAACCCUAAGCGUUCAAACCCUACCCUUCGCCGAGUUCUUGAUUUCUCAUCGGCCUUCGCGGCAAUGGGGGCAUUGCAGGAGGUGCGCGGGGGAGGAGAAGCGGACUGAGGAGAUCUGGUGGGUGUGCCAUGGGGAAAUCCGAGGACGAGCAGCCGACGCCUUCGCAUCAGGCGGCCCUUCAGGAGGCAGCCGCGGAGAAUGCCGGCGCCCGGUGCCCGAGCUGCCGCUUGAUCGGGCGAAUCGCGAGGCCGCGCUGCGUCGCGUCGCUCAUACUCAGCCUCGCCCUGCUGCUGUCGGUGGUAUUCUGGUUGCCUCCGUUUGUGAGGCGGUACGAGGGCUCCGGGCGCCCCGAUAAGGACCCGCGAUUCACAGCUGAUAUUGUUGCGAGCUUCAAAUUGCAAAAGCCAGUUGCUUUGCUAAGUUCCAAUAUUGGAAAACUUCAAGUUGACAUUUUUGAAGAAAUUGGUGUUCCUGAUUCCUCGGUAGCUAUAAUCUAUCUGGAACCUUUGAGUGGAUUGAACUGGACAAAUGUGGUUUUCGGUGUUUGGCCUUAUCCAAAGAGUUCAACUCUAUCAUCGACUGGGCUAAGCAUUCUCCGGGCCUCUUUUAUGUCCUUGGUUAUACGGCAGUCAUCUCUUCACUUGACUUCAUCCUUGUUCGGAAACUCAUCAUUCUUUGAGGUGCUUAAGUUUCCUGGAGGGAUCACCAUAAUACCUUUUCAAAAAGCUUUUCUUUUGCAAAAGGUGCAAAUGCUUUUUAAUUUCACUUUAAACUUUCCUAUCUAUCAAGUUCAAGAUAGAAUCGAUGAACUGGAGGACCAGAUGAAGGCUGGAUUACUACUCAAUUUGAAUGAGAAUCUCUAUAUUAAAUUGACAAAUAUGAAUGGCUCCACGGUUGCUCCUCCAACAAUUGUUCAAACCUCCAUUGUACUUGCAGUUGGCAAUCGGCAGCCAUCUUUGCCGAGGUGGAAGGAGUUGGCUCAAACGAUUCGAAAUUCUUCUGCAGGAAACCUCGGUCUAAAUCACACCUUAUUUGGUAGAGUAAAGCAAAUACGCUUGUCCUCUUUUGCUCAGCAUUCCUUUAAUAGUGGAGGCGAUACUGCUUCACCAAGUCCAGCUCCUCAACCAAAACCAGACCAUCAUCCUCAUCAUCGGCACCACUCCCAUCAUCACUAUAAGCAUCAUUUUCCUAUGCACCAUGCUCCUGGUCCUGCUUCUGAUACUCAUGAUCAUCGAGCUUCAGCUCCUUCUGGUUGCCGAUAUGGAUUUUCAAGCAGGCCAAAAAACAUAGGUUAUGUAACUCCUGCUGCUGCACCUGCUGAUGCUCCGAAGCUUUCUGCUGCUGCACCAGCAGCAGUUAAGGGGCAUUCGACUAGGCCUGUGAGUUCUCCACAUCAUUUUGGUGCACCAUUGAAUGCUCCACAGCAUUUACAUGCUCCUCGGGCUCAUGAAGAAUCACCAGUUCCAGCUCCAAACAUCAAAUCGGCGUCUCCUUUGCCUGCUGUUUCUUUUACUCAUCAGCAACCUCCUAGUGAGAACAUAACAGAUACCAAGCCUCCUGAUGGGACGUCAUCAAUUUCACCUUCACCAUAUACAUCUUCUGCUUCAGGCAGAUGUUUCGUCCAUUUGGUUUUUGCACUACUUCCGUACGCGUUACUGAGUCUGCGGUGAAGAAAGAAAGCUUUUGUUUCUCUGGAAUCUGAUAACUCUAUCUAUUAGAAGCCGGACAAAGUACAUGGUGUCUUAAAAGAGAGUAGAAGUUUGCAGGGAGGGUGCAGAAAACUUGUGCACCAUGUAAUCUGGAGGUAACUUUGAUGAAUGUAUAUAUGGAUAAAUGCAGUCGGCAAAUGUCUUUUUUCCGGUCAAAGCCACAGAGGUGGCAGGCCACUGUUAGAUAUGUUGUCAAGCUGCAAUGUACUGUUCCCAUGGAAAUUUAAGAAAUGUAAUAAUUUCCUGUUUGCUUCGA
Musa acuminata AAA Group (dessert banana) is the source of this 2048-nucleotide messenger RNA. RefSeq lists its product as uncharacterized. NCBI's taxonomy places the organism in Eukaryota, Viridiplantae, Streptophyta, Magnoliopsida, Zingiberales, Musaceae. The record is from RefSeq and is a predicted model, not a curated record. The coding region runs from base 212 to 1753 and encodes 513 amino acids. The transcript is spliced from 5 exons.